This is a messenger RNA of Colletotrichum higginsianum IMI 349063, 744 nucleotides long. Its product is annotated as Frag1/DRAM/Sfk1 family protein. NCBI's taxonomy places the organism in Eukaryota, Fungi, Ascomycota, Sordariomycetes, Glomerellales, Glomerellaceae. Gene Ontology annotation, cellular component: endoplasmic reticulum membrane; Golgi membrane. The transcript has 3 exons. The record is from RefSeq and is a predicted model, not a curated record. Bases 1 to 744 code for a protein of 247 amino acids. Gene Ontology annotation, biological process: GPI anchor biosynthetic process.
AUGUCGUCCAAGUACAAGGGCAAGGACAGCGGCGUCGCGUUGACCUUCAAUGGCCAAUGGGUCAGCUGGUUGCACACCACCGUAGCUUACAGUGCAUUCAUCAGCGCAUUCAUCGUCGGUGUUUCGCUGCACUACCACAAGAUUGUCCAGAAUGAGUGGUAUGGAUAUCCCGAAGAGUGGUUUCCCUCCGUCUCGGCGACCAUUGGCGACCGAUACCCCGAGCGCUCAUUCUACAUGUUCUUCAUCGCCAUCACCUCAGGCCCGCGCUUCGCUCUCGUCGGCUUGUGGUAUCUCCUGACGAGGAGACCCGGCCAGACGCUGCCCAAGUUCACCUUCGCAAUGGGCAUCCUGCGCACCGUCAUGUGCGGCGGGUUCACCUACGUCACCUCGACCGACGACCACGACUGGCACGACAUCUUCAUGAUCUCCUACAUUGUCGCAUCUCUGCCCUGGACCAUUGGCUGCGUUCUGCUGAGCCCGCCGAACCCCCAGGCGAUCAAGUACCGCAAAUGGAUUGCCUCGUCCUUCUUCGGAACUCUGGUGCCCUUGAUCUACUUCUUCAUCCAACAUAAGGUUCACCGCGUCGCCGGAGCCUACACCAUCUACGCCUUCUUCGAAUGGGCCCUCAUCCUCUUCGAUGUCGCCUUUGACGCCGUCACGGCCCUCGACUUCAGCACUUUCGAAGUGGUCAUCAAGGAUGUCCGGGGAGCUAGCAAGGGGUACGUCCAAUGGCUUCCGAAAUAG